Molecule: messenger RNA, 3910 nt
Organism: Ictalurus punctatus (channel catfish)
Lineage: Eukaryota; Metazoa; Chordata; Actinopteri; Siluriformes; Ictaluridae
Gene: aldh9a1b
Product: aldehyde dehydrogenase 9 family, member A1b
Exons: 15
Coding region: 869-2896 (675 amino acids)
Molecular function (GO): aminobutyraldehyde dehydrogenase (NAD+) activity; 4-trimethylammoniobutyraldehyde dehydrogenase (NAD+) activity
Source: RefSeq, a predicted model, not a curated record
CUUGUCAAAUCAUUAGAUUUUUUAUUUCUGUUUGUUUCAUUACAGUUGUCAGAGAAAUUGGCACAUAAAAAGUUAUCUAGAGAAAAUCCUCACCCAUAAACUAAUAUCAAAAGUAAAAAACAAAAACGAGUUGUCUAACUUCUAGUGGUCUAACUAGCUGCUAAUUCAAGUACUUGAGAGGAUGCAUGAAGAUGCAGACCAAUUGAACUCCCUGACCAUCACACUGAGUUUUAAAGCACAUGUCGUAAAGAACAUGGCAUUUUAUUUAACUGUUGAGUCGAGAGUACGUGUUGCAUUCUAGCUUUAAAGUCUUUGCUAGUAGGAGCAGCCAUGUUUUAUAAACACUCCAUCUUGUAAUUCUCCGAUAUAGAAGGUCUUCACAAAAAGUUCAGUAUAAAUCCAUCAGUAAACCAAAUACCUACACUAGAGUCAGAAAACCUAACCCCACAUACACACCUUAUAAAGGGUGGGGAUGUACGUAAACACUUUUGGCAUUUAGGAUAAACCUCUUCCUGAGUUCUGACUUCAAGUUUUGAAAGGCAUCUCUCUCUCUCUCUCUCUCUCUCUCUCUCUCUCUCUCUCUCUCUCUCUCUCUCUCUCUCUCACUCACUCACUCACUCACUCACACACACACCUGGCUCUUCAACCAUAGCAUUCCGACACCUGGAGUGUUUUUUGUUUAAGUCUGAGCCAGGACAUAAGCACCGUUUAAUUUCUACAGACAAGUACCAUGAUGAUGAUGACGAUGAUGAACAGAAAGCACUCCAAACCGCAAAUAUACGAAAAGGUGAAAGCAAAAAAAAAAUAAAAAAUCUCGUAUCAGCCAGCUGAAGCGGCUCUGCCCUUCCGUGCGACAAAAGGGCGCUGAAUGUCAUUCCACAAUUUCGACCCUGUCCUGCGCAGGAGGAGGGAGGUCAUGAGGUCAGUGCGGUCUGCUGGACUCGGACGAACGCCUCUGUCGGGGAGUCACGUGACCGUUCACGUGGCCGUUCUGCCGCUUGCUGAAGCCGCCGUUGAGGAUGUCCUGAAUGUGCUGCACGAUCAGGUUUAUCGCAACUGCAAAACGAAUGAACUGAGUGAGCGCCUUGUAGAAACUGUCCUGGCUCAGGGUGGCGACCUGACGCUGCCGAUGAUCGAUCUUAUUCUGCCCCAGCAUCUCCAUGAUCUUGGAAUCAACCAUUUGAGAAGCCCCGCCCCAUCUUCAAUAAACGCAGGAAUCGACCGUUCGGAGAAGCCCCGCCCCUUUCCAAACGAACAUUCCUGCGUACUAGUUAUCGUGGCAGUGUGCGGUUUAGGACACAACCAACCGCUAAAGAAGGGAAAUUUCUGUCGUACAGAAGGUGAAAUGCGUGUGCUGAGCUCCGUGCUUCCCCCGCGGGUCCGAGCCUCUCUCCUCGCCCUGAACAGGACGGCUUCAUCAGGGAGCAUGCAGAUAAGAGAACCGCUAAACUUCUGGGGCGGAAACAGAGUCAGUCUCGAGAGUGAGAUCGGAUCAGAGCCGGUCUACGAGCCUGCGACAGGUCGCGUGUUAUGCCAGCUGCAGCCUUGCCGAGCAGCGCAGGUCGACGAGGCCGUAAACAGUGCCCGCUCCGCUUUCAUACACUGGAGUAAGAUGGCUGGGAUGGAGCGAGCCAGGAUCAUGCUGGAGGCAGCACGACUCAUCCAGAAAAGAAGGGAAGAGAUCGCUGAGGUGGAGGUGGUCAACAACGGCAAGUCGAUCACCGAGGCGCGGCUGGACGUGGACUCUGCCCGGCUUUGUAUCGAGUACUUUGCGGGUCUCGCCACGACUAUGGCAGGGCAGCAUGUGCAGCUAGUAGGAGGAUCGUUUGCUUAUACACGCCGGGAGCCGUUGGGAGUGUGCGUGGGAAUCGGAGCUUGGAAUUACCCGUUCCAGAUCGCGGCGUGGAAAUCGGCGCCGUCUCUUGCCUGCGGGAACUCGAUGGUGUUCAAGCCGUCCCCAGUGACCCCGGUGAGUGCGGUGCUGCUGGCGGAGAUCUAUGCGCAGGCUGGCGUUCCUGACGGUUUGUUUAGUGUAGUGCAGGGCGCUCAGGAGACGGGCGCUCUGCUGUGCCUACACCCUGCUGUGGCCAAGGUCUCCUUCACCGGGAGCGUGCAAACCGGCAAGAAGAUAAUGGAAAUGGCGUCCAAAGGCGUGAAGCCAGUGACCCUGGAGCUCGGUGGCAAAUCUCCACUGAUCAUCUUUGAGGAUUGUAACCUCGAGAACGCAAUCAGGGGAGCGCUUAUGGCCAACUUCCUUUCUCAGGGCCAGGUGUGCAGUAACGGGACGCGGGUGUUCGUGCACAGGCCGAUCCUAGCCCAGUUUUUGGAGGAGGUCGUGAGGAGAACCGAAGCGAUCCAGAUUGGAGAUCCCCUGCUGGAGGACACGCGUAUGGGGGCACUGGUCAGCCGGGAGCACUUACACAAAGUGCUGGGAUAUGUGGAACAAGCCAAGAGGGAGGGGGCUCAAGUGCUGUGUGGAGGAGAGCCAUUCACACCGGCCGACCCUAAACUGAAACACGGGUAUUACAUGACUCCCUGUGUACUUGACAACUGCACAGACGACAUGACGUGUGUCCGAGAGGAAAUCUUCGGGCCUGUGAUGUCGGUGUUGACCUUCGACACAGAGGAUGAAGUUCUUCACAGGGCGAACGACACCGCCAUGGGCCUGGCCGCUGGAGUUUUCACCAAAGACAUUCAGAGAGCACAUCGAGUGAUUGAGAACCUGCAGGCUGGCUCCUGUUUCAUCAACAACUACAACAUCACGCCUGUGGAGGUGCCGUUUGGAGGCUAUAAAACUUCAGGUAUAGGAAGAGAGAACGGCCAGGUGACCAUUGAGUACUACUCUCACCUCAAGACUGUAGUGGUUGAAAUGGGAGAUGUGGACAGUCUCUUUUAAAGGACAGGACAAACAGAGAACGUACAUGAGGUUGCAUUCUGAACUAACAAGUGACUUAUCAAAGCCUAAAGGACCCACGGUUCGCGACAGCGAACAUGGAAACGUCAUAGCUUUGCAUUAUUGCUGCUUGGUAAUUCACUACCUUGUAUAAGGAACGGUCAUAUAAUCAGGUAAUAGCUAAUUAUACUGUAUGACCUGUAGGCUGUUUCAUUCGCUGGACACGCAACAUUAUGUUCUGGCGCUAAAAAGAUGAUUUAUGAUCGUGUUUGGAACAGAACCAUGAGUGGUAUCAGUAUUGUAGAUCUACUCACACGAUCAUCCGGUUCAAAGAUGUUCGCUGUUCAGAUAUCUUUAAAUGGAGAUUAACAAUUAAUCAGAUUAUUUGUUCUUGAUAUGUACUGCUGUCGAUUCUACAAAGUGCCUUAUUAUGAGGAGGGAUGGAAUGAUACAGGGAGAAAAAAGUCGAACAUUUACUGGUUUUGCGCCGAUAUCUGCUUAUUACUACUAUAAACUAUUUAUAAGACCCAUUUGUAGAAAUACAAUUUUCUGUUAUUACUCCUUUAAAUUUAAUGAUACAGAAUUUCUUUUUAAAGAUUACCAUUUUCAUACUGUUAUACCAGUGUAUCGUCAUACAUACAGCAUUUUCCUCACGUAUGACGUCGUUAUACCAAACAUACAGAUGUUACCUUUUCCUUCUACUCAGCAGGUCCAGCCGUUCUAAUAAUAAUGAUGAUAAUAAUAAUAAAAAUAAUAAUAAUACAUUCAAAUAAGCUACAUUAUGACAAAACAAAUGGAAAAUAAUGCAAGCUGCUUGUAUAGAGGCAGUGGGACUUCCUUAAAACCAUCUUAUACAGUGUAUAAGAUGGACAUUGAAGUUUUAUUACAACACUAAUCUAUGUAUUUUGUAAAAAAAAAAAAAAAAAAGUUUUAUAAUAAUUACAUCAUAAGAUUUGUAUUUAAGUUGAGAAUUUCAUGUACAGGGAAGCAGAAUAUAAUAAAAGUAUUUCUGUUCUA